This is a messenger RNA of Amphimedon queenslandica, 3271 nucleotides long. RefSeq names its product adhesion G protein-coupled receptor E3-like. Gene Ontology annotation, cellular component: plasma membrane. Gene Ontology annotation, molecular function: G protein-coupled receptor activity. The record is from RefSeq and is a predicted model, not a curated record. NCBI's taxonomy places the organism in Eukaryota, Metazoa, Porifera, Demospongiae, Haplosclerida, Niphatidae. The coding region runs from base 97 to 3192 and encodes 1031 amino acids. Gene Ontology annotation, biological process: adenylate cyclase-activating G protein-coupled receptor signaling pathway; cell surface receptor signaling pathway. The transcript has 22 exons.
CACAUAGAGAAGCCCGGUGGAUUUUUCUUAGAAUUUACUCUUGGAGCAAUGGAGCAUAGAUAGUAGAGUGAAUUACAUAAUGGCAUAAAUGAAAUAAUGGUGAUAAUUAGUAACCCCACCCACUUGAAUACAAUCGAUAAACAAAUGGCUACAAGUUUUCUAUUACUUGUAUCAGCUCUGGUACCUCUUUUGACUCUACAAGCUUUAGCAGACAGAAUAGAUGCUUUCCAACGCUGUCUGGCUGAUACUGACCUCCCGUCCAUCAACACAAGCAAGCCUACGUGCAGUGAUCACCUCCUUGAGAUUGUUGCAGAGUAUGAUAGCAAGUCUCCUUGCGGCCAGUUGAAAAGAUUUGCUGCUUAUAUUGAGCUCCAUGACGUUCCUUAUGAGGAACUCUCCUCACUGACUUUAAGCCCUGCUGGUGAUGGUGAUGGUGGUGAUGAGGAUUCCCAAUCAACAUUGAAGGAAAUUGCUUAUCAUUGUUAUUAUGAUAUUGAUGACAGGCUUUGUUCCGACUAUAACUUUUGCAUCGAUUCUUCGUCACUUCCAGUCCUGUACACCAGAGAUGCUUGCUUGAUGGAAUCCUCUGUUCUCAUUGCAGGCGAAAGUUUCAACGAAAAGAUAUACACAUAUCAAAUGGCAGUGGCAGUCAUCAUUGAGUCUAAUUAUGCGGAUAAAUAUAACCCAGCAAUCACACAGCAUUACAUGCACACGUGUAUGGAGCACUACAAUGAUAUUGAGAUCUGCUUGUUUGAAAUCUUUCAUCACUGCUUUACAUUGGAGGAUGUCUACUAUUACACUCCUUACUGGUGCUAUUAUGACGUACUCACUAUGAUGUGUAGCCAGUUUAAAGGUGAUGAACAGCUUCUCUGUGAAGUGGUUUUGGAAGCUAGAUGGGAACUGAGUCUAGUUAGCGAAUGCACUAAUGAGAACAAUAAAGGAAAAUGCGAGGACAUUAUCACGGGGAUUGUUGACACCAAGCCAAUAUCUCAGAUAAAUUCCAGUGAUAUUGAUCAAAUGAAAGCCGUCCUUUCUGCUAACUCUCGUCAACUCAACUAUACAAAUGAAACGCUGACACAGCUGAGUAGGAUUGUCGAGUACUUCAGUUUGAAUCAAUCUGCUGUGUCAAUGAUUAUUGACAAGCAAGAUGCUAACACAUUUUUGUCCGUUAUCAGUGGCCUUGCCAGCGAAAAUGGAACCAGAUCACUGAUGGAGAGCAGCUCAAACAAUUCUGGUUCAAUGCUACUGCAUAAUUUAGAGGAAAUGUCAAAGCUAAUUGGUGUAGCUGUUAUCAAUGGAAAUGAUAUAAUAGAUGGACGAUACUCCUAUAAUGACAAUAAUAUUGGAGUGUUCUUAUCCCUUGCAUCAAGUACUUCAAACUAUACAUCAGGAGAGCUAAAACUUAACAAAACUGACACAAACUCUUCUAACAUGACUGCCUCAAUCCUCAUACCACCUGCUAGUAUAUGUAACUCUGAUACUGUGGAUGACUAUGGUUUGGAAGAGGAAGAGGAAUACGAUGGCAGUGGAGAGGAUUAUUAUUAUUACUAUUAUGAUGAGCUGUGUCCUAAAGGAGUCCUCAAUUGCACUCAGGACAUUAAUGGCUAUGAGUAUGUCUAUUACAAUUUAUAUGAACUAUUUGGUGAUUGUUCCAGAAAGCUAAAAGUUCCCCGCAGUUGUCCGGUUGUAAUUACUACAUCAAUAGCUGAUAGUGUUUCAUCUUUGCUCUCUGCCAGCCUUCCAGAAAACAUGACGAUUGCUAGUCUUGUGUUGUCGAGUCAAAUUGUUACAAGAAGCGAGAACAAUUCUACUAAUGUUACUCAGUCUCUUAGAGAAAAUGCCAUGCUACAGUUUAAGCUAUUAAUGCCAAUGAAUCUUACAGAAUUUGUACCAAAAUGCUAUUAUUGGGACACUUUAGAAAAUGUAUGGUCUGAUGAUGGAAUUGAGACACUAGUGUUAUCCGAUCAAGAUGUAUUAUGUAAUACGAGUCACUUGACUAGUUUUGCUGUAUUAGUUGAUCAUCAAGGACUGAUAGAAUCAACUAACAUUCCAAGUGCAGAAAGGAAGGCACUAUCAAUUGUUGGAUACAUUGGUCCAGGUUUUUCUUUACUUUGUCUCAUCAUUGCACUUGUUAUAAUGAUCGCCUUAAGGAAAAGGAUGAAUACCAGUUUUCUGUACUGGAUUCAUCUUAACUUGUGCAUUUCAUUACUUCUGGCUUUGACAGUACUCUUAGUCGGCCUAGAAACAGCUCAUCAUUAUAACUGGCUGUGUUCAAUUGUUGCUGGUCUUCUUCAUUAUCUCUUCCUCUGUGUGUUUGCUUGGAUGCUUGCUGAAGGGAUCACACUAUUCAUAAUGGUUGUGUAUGUAUUUGGAAUAAAGUUUCUGAAGUGGCAAAUCUUUAUCCCUACAGCAUGGGGCAUUCCGCUAUUCAUUGUUGCAAUAUCCGCUGGGAUCAGGCAUGACCUAUAUGGAACUGAUAAUUAUUGUUGGCUCUCGUCUCAAAAGGGUCUUGUGUGGGCUUUCUUGGGGCCAGCCCUUACUGUAGCUGUUGUCAAUACAAUAUUCCUUGUUAUCACAAUGAUACAGAUAGUCAGAGUCACAUGGAAUAAGCUAGACAAUAAUAAAAUGUCAAAAUCUAAAAAUUUACAAACUGCAAAGUCAGCUAUAUUUGGGGCAAUCGUAUUGUUCCCUUUACUUGGUAUUACUUGGAUUAUUGGAGUGUUUGCUGUCAGUCAAAACACAACAGUUUUCCUGUGGCUUUUCACAAUUUGCAAUUCACUUCAGGGAGUUUUUAUUCUCAUAUUUCAUGUUUUCAAGCAUAGAGCAUUUUUGACACUGAUUGCAAGAAAAUGUCCAUGCAUGGAUAGAUUCAUCAACGUACACUCAAGUGUCGAGGCAUCUCGGAAACGCUCUACGUUCAGAUAUGAUAAUAGCAGGAAGAAGUCUUCUAAGUCUGGUGUGAACCUAUUAUCACUUUCUGACAAUCAAAGCAGCUACGAUACAGAACAUGUUAAGGAACUUGAUGCAAAUGAAGCAGCUAAAUUGCAGAACUUUAAGAUAGUAUUUGAUGAAAAGCUAAGUGCUGAUGGUGAGCACUGCUGCAUAGAAGCAGUUUUUUGUGGUCAAAGCAUUAGUAAAGAAACUAAAUUGGAAGGUAGUGAGGAUUUUGAAGGAAGACAAACUACAAGCUGAUAAAAUUGUUUCUGUAAAAAUAUUUAUUUUUCGCUACAUGAUCUAAUGUAUAAAUUAAUCAUAUACCUAUUAGAGAGUA